Molecule: messenger RNA, 13671 nt
Organism: Spirodela intermedia
Lineage: Eukaryota; Viridiplantae; Streptophyta; Magnoliopsida; Alismatales; Araceae
Source: the annotation of a GenBank genome assembly
AUGAAAAUAGUAUUCUAUUUACUUGCUCGUAGGUAAGAUUUGUAUUUACUUGCUCAUAGGCGAGAUUUGUAUUUACGUGCUAAGUGUUCUGUUAUAUUGUACAUUUUGACUUAUUUUUAAAGUUGAAUGAGGAUAUGAAUGAAGAUAUACAGCCAGGCUAUCUUGUACACUGCAUUCGUUUUCACCCGUGUUUAAAUUCCUAUGUUAAAAUUACAUUCAUAAUCUUAUGGAUGCUUGUGCAGUUCCUGGGAGAGUCCGUGUAGCUGUAAGGCUCCGACCACGAAAUGCGGAGGAAUUGGUGGCAGAUUCAGAUUUCGCUGACUGUGUUGAAUUGCAAUCAGAGGUAGUACUGGUGCAUCAUCUUUUUUACUGCAUGCAUUUAAAGGAAAGGAAACUUAUUAGCCAAAGAUCUCUGUUAAUUUGUGGUCUCGUGUAGAAAACUAUGCUAUUGGGUGGAUGGUUUUUGUUAGCUAAUUUCAAUUCUUUUUAUCCUGUGUUUUAGCUUAAAAGGUUAAAGCUGCGUAAGAAUAACUGGGAUUCAGACACCUAUGAGUUUGACGAGGUGCUAACAGAGUUUGCAUCACAGAAACGUGUGUAUGAAGUAGUGGCAAAACCAGUUGUUGAGGUAACUUUUUUCUAACCAUUUCUCAUUACUUCAUGUUCAAGUUUUGCUAACUGCUGAUGGCCAUUAUUUGGAAAGGAAGAUCAGCUGGCAUUUGUUAGUGCUUUAAAUGUUUGACGUGAUAUUGCUUUCAGUUUUGCGCUGACAGUCUGGUAAUAUUGAAUGAUUUGGUUAUUUUGAUUGACUUCUCAAAUCUUUUAUUGAUAAGCGCUAAACAAGCCUUAAUUCCUGCAGUCAAUUUUAUGAUUGAGAUUUAAUUCUUCUCAGUAUGAAUUUAAAGCAAUGUUCAAAUCGUCGCCACCAUUUUUUUGUAUAUAUUGUAAUUGAAAUCUGAGGUAACUUUUCUCAAAGUUUUCUUUCAUACUGUUGCUUUCAUUAUUUGUCAUAAAUAUAUCGUUUAUAUUUGUAAGUGUGUCGCUGAUAGUGUGGGAAAGAACAUUCAUAAAACAUUGCUCUCUAACAAAGUGCUCAGAGAGUUUGAAUUUAUUUGGGCCGUUAUCAAUGGACAUACAACUCAAUGUGGUUAAAAAUGGGCCCUAUCUGGCAACAGAUGCAUUAAUUUUGAACUGACUUGGCUUUUACGUUAGUUAAUGCUACGAUAUUGUAGUUCUUGAGCAUAAGCGUUUCUGUAAUUAAGAUUAUCAACGUACUGAUCUUGAUCCACGCUGUCAUUUCUAAUGUGUGCUAAUGUUUACUUAUGUUUAUCACAUAGACGAAUAAUCCUUACCAUUAUUUAAGAUUUUUGUGAAGCUUAUCUGCUUGUACUGAAGAUUUUAGUGUGUAGGGCAUAUUGCAAUUGGGGUGCUUUUGGAGCAAGUCAUUAGUCUGGUGCAGAAUAUUGUAGUCUUCUUGGUGAAGCCUACAAAUUUUAAUUGCUUCUCACCUUGCUUGACAAUUACGAUGCAUUUUUUCUUAAAUUGGAGAGAAAAUCAUACGAUACCCUUAUUACCACUGGGCUGUUAAGUUUCAAGUAUGUAUCUAUUUUCUUGUUUAAAAUGUCCUCGGUGCAAUCUUGUUCAUUUUCAUCUCUUUUUUUAGUUAACCAUAAAUAUUGUCUUUCCCAGUUUGAAAAAUAAUUUGAAUUUUCUACUCAAUCGAUGUUUUUGUGAUUGCAUGCAAAUAUUUGACGUCUUUCACCCGAGUGACGUGCAGUGAGACGCUGUUGUUGGUAACUGGAGACCGACGUGCAAUGGGAAUGCUAGACAUGUUUUUGGAAAAAAAAAUAAAAAAUCUUUGGAAACACUUUGUGGCAGUCAUUGAUUAAAUGCCCUUGAGGCUGACCCAUUUGAGUGAUUCAUCCAAACGAAGAUACUUCUCUGAGUUAAUAACUGGCGUGAAUUUGAGCAACACAGUGCACGAAUGAUAAUUUGAUUGCUUGUGAAAUAUUCUAGAAGAAUUGUUGUUCAGUGAGUUCUUGGUUUUGGAUGUUUUGCUUAAAUAAUGCAAGUAGGAUGGUACGAUCAAGUUUAAAUGAUCAUGGUUUGAUAGGCUCUAAAGAUUGCAAGAUUAAAGUUUUACCCAUCAUUUUUCUUAUCCUUCCGAUUUUCUCAAGUUUCUUUUCCCAACGUUUUGAAUAUUUCUGUAGUGUAGCUGAACUCUUCAGGAUUGUGCCCAGGUCGCACGAUCUAUUUUUAGAUGCUUCUUGUCCUUUUGCCUUCCUCUUGGCAAUUCCUUCAGGUUUAAUUAUAUCUUCAAAUGAUAAAUGUUAGUUUGGAUUGAUCAUCUCAGAUGUUCUGAUGUUUUCUUAUAUAUUUAUACAAUCUCUUUACCAGUUUAUCUAUCUAUGGUUCUCUCCUCCCAUUCUCCUCCUCGUGGUCCCCAGUUUCAUUAGAAUCUUAAAUUUGUGCACAAGCUGAUAUAGCCUAGAAGCUAGAAUACGUGAGGACAGUCAUUUACUUUGUUGAUACGUUUUGGUUAAAGCUGUACAAUAAUAUCUAUUAUACAGAGAUAACCUAAUCAUUAGUAUUUAAUUUGUUUGGCGCCAAUUUUUCUCAUUGAAUCUUGAAUCCCAUAAUUUUCAUGUCACCUUGCAGCUGUUAUCUUUGUUUAUGCCAGUUUUGCCUUCUUGUACAUGAUGACUUUUCUUCUGUGCAGAGUGUUCUUGAGGGAUACAAUGGUACGAUUAUGGCUUAUGGACAAACUGGUACCGGGAAAACUUUUACCCUUGGGAGACUUGGAGAGGAAGACACUGCAGCCCGGGGAAUCAUGGUCCGUUCUAUGGAGGACAUUCUCUCAGACAUUUCUCCAGAAAAUGAUUCCAUAUCUGUCUCCUACUUACAGGUUGUUCACCUACCAGGCUCAGCAGUAGUCAGUUAUGUUUGCUAACAAUAAAUCUAAUAUCUUGAUCAUAGUUAAGUCUCAUUUAGCAAGUUUUUCAGAUAUCGAUAUUUUAUAUCGGCUAAAGGUUUCCUUCUAACAAUCAUUUGCAGCUUUACAUGGAAACGAUCCAAGAUCUCCUUGUUCCUGGAAAUGAUAAAAUUGCCAUAGUUGAAGAUCCAAAAACAGGGGAUGUUUCGGUACCUGGAGCAACUCUAGUAGAAAUUAGAGACCAGAGGAGCUUCGUAGAUCUUCUGAGGCUGGGGGAGGCUCAUCGGUUUGCUGCCAAUACGAAGCUAAACACUGAAUCUUCUCGCAGUCAUGCUAUUCUCAUGGUAAUAUUGCUAAACUGAAAGCAGUUUGCUAGGUAAUGCUGCUAGAUCUAGCCGAACAUUUUAAUUAUGCUUAGAUGAAAAUUUCCAUGUCGUGCAGGUGCAUGUGAGGAGAUCUGUGAAGCCAAGGCAUGAAAGAGAAGCAUCUAUCUCAUCUUUAGAUAAUGGGACUUCCUCUCCUUUGGUUAAAUCGUUGAGACCUCCAAUUGUUAGAAAAAGCAAGCUUGUAGUUGUAGACCUUGCGGGCUCAGAAAGAAUAGAUAAAUCAGGUAUGGUAAGCACCAGGUUUUUUACGUUUUCUAGUGUGUUUAGUCUGUUGGUUGAUUUUGUCUAUUUUUAUGUGGAUCCUUCGUGGUAUGUCUCUUCCUUUUUCGUUAUCCUUGCAUUUAAAUUCACAGAGGAAAAACAAUGAUUCGUGGUAUGCCGUUGACUCUUUGCUAACUUCCUCAUGAUAGGAAAUGGUUUGCUGGAUCUUUAUAUCAUUCAUCAAAUUUGUACUUUUGUUUUGGAUGCUAUAGUGGAAAAUGAUAUGUUGUUAUUAUUAACUAAAAAACAUUUAGAUGCUAGAAGCUUGUGGUAGAAUCAUCAUGUUUUAAGAGUGGUUUUGGAAUUGGCAUAAUCAGAUAAAAUAUCUGGUUUGGUAAGAAUGCGAACUUUUGGUAAUUUUUGUCAUAGCAUGUACCAUGGAAAAAUAAUGUCGUGGGCACUUCCCAAAUAGUAAUCGGAUAAUUGAUCUAGAAUGGUUCGGUAAUCAGCUGAUCUUGAUGUUUAAAAUCCACUACUCGAUGUUAAUUUUCAGAUGAUAAUAUGCACACCUCAUGAGGCGAAUGAGCUUUUCCAGUUUAAGUUGGUAUACAUGUAGGUUUGAGCAGUAACUAGAUAGAGGAUCCAUAACUGGUCUUUUUCUAAUGGAGUAUGGCAAUGUACCUACAUCAGUAUGCUAAUUUUUUUUUAUAUGUAUAUUCAUUGUUGGCCGCCCCAAUUGUACUCAAGGUUAGAAUAAAACUGCUACAAACAUUCUGGAGAUCAGGAUAUUGAGGUGACGGGCCGGUUUGCUGCAUUCAGUACCUCAUCUCACACAACCUUUUAAAUUCUUGAAGGGGAUGGUUGCCACACAAAAGUGGUUGGACAUGUUUAGUGAAUUAUGAUGUCUCUUGUUACGAGUUAAAAUACUUGUUUUUUUGUAGCAGAUAAUUUUUUAUUAAUUCUCUGUUGCAUUUGAUAUUUUUUUCUGAUUUUAUUUUUUAGUAUAUUAGCUCAACUCAUUUUUAUCGUAAAAUCUUCAACUUUCUUCAUUCCUGUAUUCCACAUCGUGCAAAUGGUUUUCUUUUUGUCAGGUUGUAUUGAUUGACUUGAGAACCUGGAAUUUUCUUAUUCAACAGUUGUCGUAGUGCUCCAAUGCCAUUCAUUUAGGGUCAAUAAUUGUUGAGUGUUUUCUUUGUUAACCAUCUAAUAUGCUGUUGGCUGCAGGAAGUGAGGGGCACACACUGGAGGAAGCGAAGUCUAUCAAUCUUUCACUAAGUGCACUUGGAAAGUGCAUUAAUGCACUUGCAGAAAAUAGUCCGCAUGUGCCGUUUCGUGAUUCAAAGCUUACAAGGCUGCUUCGAGAUUCAUUUGGUGGUGAGAUAGUGUUAAACUUGCGAACUUUUCGUUUUUAGUGGGAUUUUAAGUGCUAGUUAUCAAAGUAGUCAUGUUUUGAUGGUCCUUUAUGGUUGAUUGGACACAUCCUUGUUUUACGGAUGGUGGUUUUCAUAUCUUUAGAUUUGAAUUCUUGCAAAAUUUCAUGAUUUGAUCAUCUAGAUCGUUCACAUUUACUUAUUAUCUUUUGACGUUUCAUUUUUUUUUAUUUUGAAACAUGGAUGUUUCUUUAUGCUUACAUUGGAGCUUUUCUAUUUAUUGUGCUUUACUAUCUUGGCCUAAUGGAAAAAUCGAAGCAAUAGUAUUUGUCAUAAACAAUUAUUUAUUUUGUAAAAUUUCCAUGUCAUUUUUAUGGGCACAAUUUUUGGGGCCGUUGUAUGUUAUUUGGUAUUAUGCUAUUAAGAAGAAAGAUACCAGUAGAGUAUGGAAAAGAUUUAAUAAUUGGCUUUAUAAAAUUUGUUGGUUUAGGAUUGCAUUCAUGUAGAGGAUAUUGCCACUAGCUCAAUUUUAUUGCCCAUAACCACAUGGAUUGUGUUACCUUGUAUGUUGCAUUUGUGUAGCAAUGCAGAUCCAUGGAUUGCCCUUCUAUUCAAGCAUGUCUGACUUGUUGGUUUCAAGUAUGUUUGUCUAAUGUCUGCAUUGGGUGAUCAGGAACUGCCAGGACAUCAUUGGUGAUAACUAUUGGCCCAUCACCGCGCCAUAGAGGGGAGACUGCCAGUACCAUUAUGUUUGGGCAGAGGGUACUGUUCUCAUUCUUCGUCAACCAUGUUCUUCUGUCUCAAAAUUUUGCUCAUAUUUUCUUAUAACGAUUUGUUGGGUUCAUGUUUAGUUCAGAGGCUGUCAGUAAGUCGUCUGUGUCACUGUUUUUACUUUUAAAUAUCUUGCGUGGAUGUUCUAAUUUUACAUUGAAAUUUUUUUGUAUGUUCUCUCGUUUUAAUUUAAGUUGUCAAAUGAUUCGUAUUUCGGUUUUUUUCCUCCCAAGGGCUAUCUGCCAUAAUGAUAUCUGUGACUCUUUUAGUUGAGUGAGAAGAAACGUAGAUUUGUUUUCCGGGAUACAGUUCUCAAGGUUUUUUUGGCACGGAUGUCAGAUAGUUCUCUUGGAUGUUGGAUAUGCAAAAAAAGAUUUUUCUACUCUUACCGGCUUGCCGUCUCAUUCUGGUUAGUGAAUUGUACUGGUUGGAUUUUAUAGGAUGCAAUGUUGGAUAGGUUUACCUAAAUGAGGACGCGUGGUGAUUGUGGUGACUUGAUGAAAUUUCUUACUUAUCACAUGAAUCACACAUGAGUCAUUUUGAGUUAACUUACUCAAAAAAGUCAACCCUUUCAAGAAAAAGCCUGGUUGGAACCAGUCCAGACCACUUUACAUUUCUUAAAGCUGGUUGCUGUCAUUUGGGGAAGAUAAGUGGUUGAAAUUAUGGAAGAAGAGAAAAAAGGGUGGAAUAAGAGAAAUUUUUGGUGGUGCUGCUUGCUCUUGUCCAAAGAAGCUUAUCAAUAGCAUGCAAUGAGAGGAACCGGCAACAUUAGAUUGAAUUUUCAGUAGAUCGAUUGGGACGGGAAAAUACAUGUAAAUGAAGGGAACCGGCGGAUGUGAGAAAGGUGUCAAAAUCAUCUGCGUAGGGUCAGAUUGGACUUUAUCUUCUUGUCCUGUCUCCAUGCAUAAUGGAAGAAGCCAAGAAUAACUCAGUUACUUGUGAAAUAUUUCCAUUCUGCCUUAAUUAUACCCACCCUGUAAAAACGAUACUCCAACUGAUGAAUUUUUCAGCAUCGGAUGUGAAGGCUCUGGUGGGUGCCUCAGUUCCUUCCUGUUCCCAGAGCAGAGGCACAAUAAACUGCUGAAGGCUGUUUUUUUGGGGAGAUGUGCUCUUUUUGUUCUCUUGCUGUUGUGGCCUCAACACAAUUCUGGCAUGGCAAUUCUCUCUUCUUUUCCGUGCGGCCUGUGAUGUUUCGAUCCUUUAUUUCUGCCUUUCUCUCUUUUUUCUAGGGGCUCCCGGAUCUAUUUGUCAAAAAAAAAUUAGUGGGUUUUUUGGCUAAUGCCUUUGUUUAAAAACAUCUGCAGUUUCGGCAUGUCUUUUGCUAGUUCAGUUAUUACUUCUUUGGUCAAAAAAAGAAAAAAAAAGAAAAGUUGGAACCCUGAAGUCCCGUCCUAAAGGCCGAGGGCUAUUUUUACGAUGUGAAUACAGAUAUCUAUUCUAACCAGUCACUCUUAUCCAAAAGGAUAGGGACUACCCAGUGUAUCACUCGUGUUUAUCCUAUACUCCACUCAAUCCAAGUCUCCCACAAGGAUGGAUGUUCAAGGGUAUUUGCAAAAUGAUUUCCUUGAUCGCCUUUCUAUCGCUUAUACAUAAACCUUUCAAAGGUCUCAAAGGCUUAUGUCCUGUGUUUUUUCUGCUUCGACUGAGGCCAAUGUUAUGUCCUGUGUUUAUUCUUCUCUGUACCUGCCGCUGUUUCUUCUUCUUUUACUUCUUAUUUCUCACGUCGGUUUGGUAUUGUCACUUGUAUCCCCUUGCUUCUCCAUUCAUUGUUACUCUCUGCUCAUGGCGGAUGAAAUCGAGGUUGGGAUGGGGGUUAAAAACAUAUGCUUAUCUUGGAGUUCCAUUUCAGCUCUUGGUAGCGUUUUUGGUUUCAUUACUUUCUUUCUGCUUUGAUUGCCUGCUUCCUUUUCACUUUAGGGGAUCAGCUGAUUAGUUUUUCGUUUCCUCUGCUAUGAAACGUGUUUAAUUCACUCCUAGAAAGGGCUCGAUGAAUAUGAACUCUAAACUUUUUUAGUAUUUAUGUCCCUCUGAGUAUUGAUAUAACAUUCCAGGCAAUGAAGGUAGAGAACAUGGUCAGACUAAAGGAGGAAUUUGAUUACAAAAGCAUGUGCAGAAGGCUUGAGAUCGAAUUAGAUAAAUUAGUUGCUGAGAAUGAAAGACAACACAAAGAUUUUGAGGAUGAACUGGAGAGGAUAAAAGUAGAAGCACAGAAUCGUGUAUCUGAGGCUGAGCAAAGCUACAGUACUGCAUUAGAGGUAUUGUGCCCACAAAUGUCUAUUUUCCUCUGGAUUCUUUGAGAGUAUAGCUGAUUUUUUUGUAAAAAUGAUCUUGUUGUAUUGUUAGAAUGAUUUGGUGGUAAUCACUGUUUGGUGCUGUUCUCUUCUUAUUUUAGCUUUAUGUGGUGGACAGAUUGGCAUUUAUUUUGAUAAUAGACUUGUUUAUGUAAUCCUUAUCUUGUUCGGAUGUAUUUCUCUUCUUCUUUAUUUGUGGUAAAAUAUUUUCAUCUGCAGCAGGAAUGAUAAUUUAUUUUGCAUUAGUCCUUGGUUUAUUGGUAGUUUUUUUGCAUUGAUUUUUCCGAAUCUCAAAUCUUGAUGCUAUGCCUGCUCAUAACCUUGAAAACUACCAUCUGUCCAUACUGAACAAUAUUCAUGAACCAACUACAUAAAAUUUCUUGCUCAGCAGAAAGAAUAGAUCCAAUGCUAAUCUAUCUGAAUCCAUAUCGUCCAAUUCAACUUAUGCCCUCUUCUUCCCUAUUCAAGGAUACGAGGUGAUUUGGGAACCAUAUCGUGAUGUCGUGUUUUGAAUUCUUAGAUGUGUCAGACCAAUUCAGCAUGAUUUUUGGGUUAAUGCUUGUCUGUGGCGCAUUAUCACCAUUUCUCCAGUUCCAUAUUUUUCAUCUUUAAAUCUGUGGCUGUAUUGUUUUACUUUGAGACUAUUUAUUGAUUAACAUCGAUUUUUGGAUUUUUUCGUUUUUAUAGAAAAAAUAGAAUAAUCUAGGUCUUUAGUAAUUUUUCGUUGUGAAAGCAAAGAGGGAGGAAUAGAAUAAAAUAAUUUGUUCAGAAGAUUCUGCGUUCUCCCAAAAAGGAUUUCAAAGCAUCUGACUUAUUCUUCGGGUAACAAAGCUGGAGUGGCACUUAAUGUAAUCGAAGAAAGCUGAUUGAUAAUUUAUAGACGUGCCACUUAAGGUAAACAGGUUAGGGUGUUAAUCUAGGAACAGAUCCAGUUACUCAAAUACUCCACUUUUAUUUCCUUAAUCUUUCUGUUUAUGUCGUCAUAAUCUUCCCACUAACUUUUUCCCGCGUUAUCCUUGGAUUUAAUGUACUUUGACAUUGUGCCUCGUGUUCUUAUAAACUUCUGACGGCAGAGUAGGGCUUCGUUCAUUAUCAUGGUUUGUCUAUUGAACGUUUGAGUUGAAGAACGAUAGACUCCCAUUCAUGAGAAAUCUAGGGAUUUCAUAUCAUUGUCCCAGAGAGAACAGGAGAUUAGCUUCUUGUCACCGUAAGAAAGAUGGAAAAAGGUGUUUAAGUAUGUGCCAGAACAAUGAUGAACUUUCUCAUAUUGUAUAAAAUUUAACUUAUACUGAGAUUUUUUUUCCCUAGAAUUUGUUUGAUGUUCGGUGCUGGUCGUCUUAGCUACCAUUUUAGGGUUAAGUUUAUUACUGCAUGUGGCUAUAUCUAUUUUUCCUUGCAAAGUCUUUUUCUUGUCUUUCUGAAGCACUAAAUUUUUCAUAAGAAAUUCUUCAUUUCGUUAUUUUGUAGAAUGAAAGGUUUAAAUAUCAAAAAGAUUAUUUGGAAUCUAUUAAGAAACUUGAGGAGCAGUGGAUGAUGAAGCAGCGGAUGCAUGGUAAUCUGAAAAGUGAAGUUCAACCCAGAGAUUACUUGGACAAGAACUGUAAUGGAGAGGUUUGUGUUUUUCCUUAGCCAAAAUGUUUUUCCAUUUUCUUUAUCUAGUAGGUGAUGCGUUCGUAUGACAUCUUUUUUCAUUAAUUUCUGCUAAUGAAGGACUCCAUAGUUUCAUUUAGUGGUCCUAAUGUAAUUUUGCUUGCGUCAAACGGACUUCUACUGGAUAGGGGAAUGAAUUCAUAGCUCUCGAAUUAUUUGUUAAUUUUUUCUCCUGAUCAAUUAAUAGAAAAGUUGCAAUAUCUGUGUUGGCAAGGAAUAUGUUUGCGAUAUUUUUAGGACAACUCCCAAACUGCUAUUAUCUGUAUAUGCCUGGUCAAAAGUUUUAUUUGCUGAGAUUAGCAAUCUGGUAGUCGACACCAAUAGCCCCCAUAUUUAAAGAUACCAAUGAUGAUAUAUUUCCCAGGAUUUUGAUGGGGUCUUAUUCACGGCUGUGGAAGUUUUUUCCCAUUAUUGUUAUUUUUCUUUAUUUUUACUGGUCAUGUGCCUUGGACAUGGUUGAGUCGUUGCUUUUCUAAAGUGAUCUGAUAUUCUUGAUUGAAGGGUCCAACUUCGUCUGUCUCAGAGGAGGUUUCUGAAGUGAAAGCAUUGCUUCAGAAGGAAGUACUUGCGAGAAAAUCCGCAGAAGAGGAGGUUAAGAAUCUUAGAAAUCAAUUGGCACAGCUGAAGAGGACUGAGGUAUGUCAACCUAUUGGUAUCUGGAUGCUGCAUCUCUAACUCAAAUUAAUUUAAGGAUCUUGUCGCACAUGAGAGACUUCAUCUCAUUACAGGCAACUGGAAGCACUGAAAUCCUAAAGCUCCAUAAAAUGCUGGAAGAUGAAACGUAUCAAAAAGGUAGACUCGAAGAGGAGAUCGCUAUGCUCAGGAGCCAGUUGUUACAAUUGAGUCUUGACGCUGACGAGGUAUGAGGAUGUUUGUGACGGAUAGAUACUUCCAUGAAUUUUGAAUAUUUCCUUGAUGCUUUCUUCUUUCAUAUAUGCGUGCGAUCUAAUAUCCGUUGUCUAUGCCAAGUCCCGCUUCAUUUUAUGAUUAAAAUUUAGGAAAAGAAAUUAUUUGUUUAGAUCACAUUCGGAUUCUUCUUGUAUUUAGACUAGGAGGAGUCUUGAGCGCAGUGAGCCGGGAAAAGUUUCCAAUGGCCUGGAGUCUUUCAUGUCCCAAGCCAGGCGACCACAAGUCAGAGACUCAGGAAAUGGACAGAAGGCCUACAUUGCUAAACUAUUUGAGCAAGGUGACUUCUAGUUUUGAUUACUGUAAUGUUUGCAGUGGGACUACAGAAAAUUAUCUUAUUCUAAUUAUUUUUUAUCAUAUUUAUGACUCCUUAUUUUCAAAAAUGGCAGUGGGACUACAGAAAAUCUUGUCAUUGCUUGAGUCUGAAGAUGCUGAUGUUCGGAUCCAUGCGGUUAAAGUACUUGCAAAUCUAGCAGCUGAAGGUAGAUCAUGUGGUUUUGAAUGUGGCUACAUUUUUCAUCCCCUGUUUACAAGUUUUUUGAAAUGAGCCUGACAUUAACAACGCAUUUAUAAUAUUUUUUAGAAAGUAUACGGGUAAAGUGCAGUUUCUCGUCUGCCGUUUUAUUUUGCCAUCGAUCCCCAUAGAUUGUUAACAAAGGAUGACAUUAUUUCGUUAGGGUUUUUGUGUACUUCCCUUAGGUACAUUGCUCUUUACAAGUGUUAAAAUUCAAAGGACUCGAUCCAAAUUAUGCAGAAAAUUGAAUCCUUGAGUUCUAUCCUUUCACAAGUGUACAUUCCCUCUCGGUGAUCUUAUAUUUUCGUGUAGACAACACAGUACUAGGCUUUGAGAAUUUCUAUACUUAUUAUCAGUAGGUUUUUCCAAUUUUGGACAUACGAUUAAUAUGCGUAUAACAGAGUUAUAUUGUAAAGUUGGAUGCUGUAGAGUUUUGGGCAGUUGAGGAGGCAUGCAUCAACGAGCUUCCUGUUAACAUACGUUUGUGCGCUGAGCAUAGCGGUGAUAAGAUCUUAAGAGGGAGGAUAAAAAUUGAGCAUUUCAGAUGAAGUGUUCAUGGUGUUAUUGUCCUCCCAGGUCCAAACCAAUGCCAGAUUGACGGUUUUGGUGAUAUAUAUUGAGUUUCUAGAUGUUUUUUAAUUGUUGAUUCUUGUGCAUUAAUUUUUAAUACGUUCAGUAGAUUCUGACUAGAGAAUCUCAAUGCCUGUGGAUCCGCAACAGCUGCUUUAACAACAUUAUCUGGGCCGGAUUAAUAACCUCGAUUCACAAGUCACACUUGCUCCCAUUUAACGUGAUUAUUGCUGGUUCUUUGUUCCCUCAGUGAUUCUUGCUCUUCCAUUGGUGCAAUCUUGCGGGUCUUGAAUGAUAAAACUUCCAAAGAGAGUCAUUUGUCUAUUUUAUUGGGAACCACUUUUCUUUUAGGUUCUUUGGGCAUAAAUAUACUGAGCCCAUUAACAUAUAAUGAAGAAGAGAAGGUUAGCUCCCAUGGUUAACAAAGUAUUACCGCUAUCAUGGCGCUUCAUAUCAGCUUGAAGUGGGUUAGCGUUCACAAGUUUGUAGCCGAAAGUGAAUGAUUUUUCACCGAUCUUUAUAUUUUUUUUACUAUUUUACCUUCGGAAAAUUAUAAUAAAAUGAAGAUUUUGGAAGCGACGGCCCUUUUACAAGAAGGCUUCUUUGGGCCGCUGAAAGCAUUCUUAUUUGCCCCAUAACCCCGCAGAAGCAAAUCAGCAAAGGAUCGUGGAAGCUGGGGGCCUAUCGUCCUUGCUGAUGCUCUUGAGAAACUCUGAGGACGAGACAAUACGGAGAGUUGCAGCCGGCGCCCUUGCCAACCUUGCAAUGAACGGUAAAAUACACUCUGUUCAUUCAUGGGAAAUCUUUCUCUUUAAGGUAAUAAUGCCGUUCUCUGUGGCAUGAUAUGGGAUUUCUCUCUCUCUAUGACAUUUCUUUCUUCUUUAGAAACCAACCAGGAGCUUAUAAUGUCUCAAGGGGGCAUCACCCUGCUGUCGAUGGCGGCCACCAAUGCUGAGGACCCCCAGACUCUCCGGAUGGUCGCCGGGGCCAUUGCUAAUCUCUGCGGCAACGGUAUAAUCCCAUGCUUAUAUCCUGCAAAUAUUUCCUUUUUCUCCAAAGUUUAUACUUACCACUAUGAAGAUGAUUGAGAAUAAUAGUCAAAGGCAUCCUCUCCCACACAUUCAUUUGGUUUCUCUCGCUCCUUUUCUAGUGUCAAUACAAAUACACGCGUAUUUAUCUAUUCAUUUAUUUAUUUAUUUGCUUGCCUGAGGAAUUUUGCAUUUGUUCUACAGAUAAAUUACAGGCAAAGCUCAGAAGCGAAGGAGGCAUCAGAGCAUUGCUUGGGAUGGUUAGGUGUGGGCAUCCUGAUGUUCUUGCGCAGGUUGCCCGUGGAAUCGCAAACUUUGCAAAGUGUGAGUCGAGGGCAUACACUCAAGGUAAUCAAUGAUGAUGAACGUUGACCCUGUCGAGAAAAGUCAAUGCUCUAAUCGUGCUCUCUUUUCCUCUUUUUUUUUUCUUUUUUCCUGUAUUUUUUUUUUGAUGUUUUAUUUUUAGUUCGUCCCCAAUUUUCUCCAAAUUUCUUUACUCUUCGAUUUUUUUCGAGGAUUUUAUGGAUUAUUAUAACCAAAAAUAUCGUCUCACUUCUCUUCGAUUCGCUUCGUUUCAUCAAGUUUUUUUCUGAACGGACCAAAAAAAAAAAAAAAGGAACAAAAAACGAGUAAAAGAAAGUGUUCAUUCAUUCAUCACGACCCUACCGCAUUCGUGCCUUUGCAGGUAACAAGAGCGGAAGAUCCCUCCUCAUCGAAGACGGAGCUCUUUCUUGGAUCGUCAAGAACGCCAACAACGAGGCCUCACCGAUCAGGCGCCACAUCGAGCUCGCCCUCUGCCACAUCGCCCAGCACGGUGAGUCAACGCGCUUCUCUCACAAUCAAAAUUUCCGUUCCUGUCCGUGACGGCAGUCUCCUGCCCCUCCGGCUCCUCAGAAGUCAAUGCCAAGGACAUGGUCAACGAGGGCGCGCUUUGGGAGCUCGUCCGCAUCUCCCGCGACUGCUCCCGCGAGGACAUUCGGAGCCUCGCCCACCGGACGUUGACCUCCAGUGCUACCUUCCUGACGGAGCUGCGGCGGCUGAGGAUCGAGUGCUGA